Octopus sinensis (East Asian common octopus) is the source of this 3616-nucleotide messenger RNA. Its product is annotated as inter-alpha-trypsin inhibitor heavy chain H4-like. NCBI's taxonomy places the organism in Eukaryota, Metazoa, Mollusca, Cephalopoda, Octopoda, Octopodidae. Bases 140 to 3550 code for a protein of 1136 amino acids. The record is from RefSeq and is a predicted model, not a curated record. The transcript has 32 exons.
UUUCUUUUCUUUAAAUGUUUGACUGGUUACCAAGCUGUCUACUCUUAUGAUAUUUAUUUAAUGCUUUGAAAACUCUUAAAGAAUUAUUUGAAACAGGAAUAACCAGAAGACAGAGGCAGUUAAAAGAAUCGCUAACAACAUGGCCCCGCGAUUGUUGUUUGUAAUGUUGGGAGCUGUAUUUUAUUUGGGGAUGACAGCCAAUGGAGAACCUAGACAAAAAGCAAGCCUGAAAUCCGUUCAUAUAAUCAGUGAUAUUAAAUAUCGAUUUGCUACCACUCUGGUUUCCAUGAAAUAUUAUAACCCGUACAAUUCUUCAGUCAGCGCAGACUUAAACGUACUGAUGCCCCGUAAUUCAUUUAUAUCGAAUUUUUCUAUGGAAAUUGAUGGACAUGUGACGGUGGGAGAAGUAAAAGAAAAAUCGGUUGCUAAAGCUAUUUACGAAAAUUCUGUUGAAAAAGGGCAAAGUGCUGGCACCGUUGAAGUCAAACACCGCUUCACAAAUGUCUUUGAUAUAUCUGUUAAUGUUGAACCACAGAAGUAUAUAGUUUACAACUUGACUUAUCAAGAACUUCUGACACGAGAGAACGACAAAUACAGGCACGUUAUUCAUUUGUCCAAUGGAGGAAUUAUUGAUGACUUUUUAGUUGAGAUUUUCAUUAGGGAACCGCAAGACAUUAUUGAUGUGCUUGUACCAGAAAUUACAGAUGAUAAAUUAACGGAUAUUGCCGUUGACAAAGAGCUGGAUUCUGCUUUAAUUAAGAACAUCAGCAGUAGAGAAAUUUACAUCAAAUACAACCCAAGUCGUAAACAACAAGAAGAAAUAUCAGAGAAAGAUGGCGCUGCACGUUUUCUCAGAGUGGAAUAUGACGUGGAUCGUCAAUAUAUUUCAAAUUCACUAUAUAAAGCAACCCUGAAAUCCAUUCAUGUAAUCAGCGAUAUUAAAUAUCGAUUUGCUACCACUCUGGUUUCCAUGAAAUAUUAUAACCCGCACAAUUCUUCAGUCACCGCAGACUUAAACCUACUGAUGCCCCGUAAUUCAUUUAUAUCCAAUUUCUCUAUGGAAACUGAUGGACAUGUGACUGUUGGAGAAGUAAAGGAAAAAUCACUUGCUAAAGAUAUUUACGAAUAUACCAGGGAAACAGGACAAAGUUCAGCCUCUGUUGAAGUCGGACACCGCUUCACAAAUGUCUUUGAUAUAUCUGUUAAUGUUGAACCACAAAAGUAUAUAGUUUACAACUUGACUUACCAAGAACUUCUGACACGACAGAACAAUAAAUACAGGCACGCCGUUCAUGUGACCAAUGGUGAAAUUAUUGAUGACUUUUUAGUUGAAGUUUUCAUUACUGAACCACAAGAUAUUAUUCACGUGUCUGUACCAAAAAUUACAGAUAAUAAAUUAACGGAUAUUGCUGUUGACAAAGAGCUGGAUUCUGCUUUAAUUACGAACAUCAGCAGUAGAGAGGUUUACAUCAAAUACAACCCAAGUCGUAAACAACAAGAAGAAAUAAAGAAAGAUGGCGUUGCAGGUUUACUCAGAGUGGAAUAUGACGUGGAUCGUCAAAAUAAUUCAAAUUUGAUAUACGCAGUUGAUGGCUUCUUUGUACACUUCUUCACUCCUGAUUCCUUACCAAGUCUUUCAAAGCACAUCGUAUUUAUGCUUGAUGUCAGUGCAUCAAUGUCUGGUCGUAAAAUUGAACAAAUGAGCGAAGCUAUGGAAAACAUCCUUGAUCAACUCGACCCAGAACUUGAUAAAUUUCUCAUCGGUAAAUUCAGUAGUGGCGUUUCGUGGAUGAAGGACGAGUUUUUAAUAGCAAACAAUCUUAACAAAAAUUUAGGCAAACAUUACAUUAAGAAUCUUCAAGCCACUGGAAGUACAAACAUUAAUGCUGCUCUCCUUCAAAGUGUAGAGAAACAUAAAGCAACUUCAACCCCUACGAAGAAAAGUAUUAUCGUAUUUCUUACUAACGGAUAUCCAACAGAAGGAGUCACAAAACUCAAAGAAAUCAAGAAAAAUUUCAGAGAAGUCAACGAAGAGAUUUCAUUAUUCACCCUUUGUUUCGGAAGAAAAUCUAUCAAUAAUUUUUUUCGUGAGCUUGCCACAGAAAACGGAGGAUUUAAUAGGAGGAUCUACGCAGACUCUGACAGUAAACUUCAAAUUGAAAAUUUUUAUAAAGAAAUAUCUAACAUUUUAUUAAAGGAUAUUACGUUUGUUUACUUGGAUGGUGUUGUUAAUACUAGUUCUACAUCAUUUAGCAACUACUUCAAAGGAUCAGAAUCGGUUGUUUCCGGUGUUUUGCCGCAGAAUAAUCACUCAACCAUAAAUGUGAAUUUAACAAUGACAAACCACUUGGGGCCAACUAUGGAAAAUUUGGAGCUAGAAUUAUAUAGAGAUGACUUUACUUCAGAUGAUGGUUUUUCGCAAAAUUACAGUUUGACUAGUAUUCAGUCAUUUUCUGAAAUUACUGAAAAGACUUAUGCUUAUCUCACUUUGAGACAACUUCUUAUAGAAGACAAAACAAAUGAAGUGCGUUAUGACAUUCUUAAUUUAGCUCUAAAGUAUAAUUUCGUAACUCCAUUAACAUCAAUGGUUGUUACCAAAUACAAUGUGAACGAGGAACUCUUUGAGAAAGAAUACCUUCCUUCGCGAUUUGAGAAUCAAGCGAUAGUGAUACAUGUCAAAGAUCAAGAACCGGAAUUUUAUCCUGAAGCGGAAAUUGGCAGAGACAGUGUACAAGAUAUUGGACAUGGAUCGGAUAUUGUCGUAGUUCCUGAAGCAGAAAUUGCCGCCAUACAAUUUGUUCCUGAAGCAAAAUUUGUUCCUGAAGCAGAAUUUUACAUACUUCCUGAAGCAGAAAUUGCCGCCAGACACUUUGUUCCUGAAGCAGAAUUUUACAUACUUCCUGAAGCAGAAAUUGGCGUUCAACCAACGUCACUCACACACACAUCUCAUCAGACAGUUUCAACAACAGCAAGAGAAUUCCCACUUUUUAUUUUUCACAGCCCUGGUAUUCUAAUAAAACCAUUAAACUGCUUGACAGACUUGUGUUUUACUGAUAGUAUUCAAUGCAGAAACCAAACUGAAAUCUUUCUUUUGGCUGAUGAGGAAGCAGGUGUAAAUGUUUAUGGUCACGUGAAAAAAACAUCAGACACUAAUUGCUUAGAAACUCUCAACAGAAUAGAUUUUAGUACGCCUGACUUUGUUGCUAGCAUUCAGGCUCACCCACAAGGCCAGACUGAUAUCCCCAGACCAUCCGAAUAUCAAUUUUCACCUAGAUUUUCAAUAACAGUAAGCCAAUACCAAAGUGCGAACGCUGAAACAUUUUUGUCCGUGCAUUUCAAUAUACUUGGCAAGUUUGUUCGAGCAGGAGGAAUUUUGAGUGAUUAUGUAACCGAAUUCCAAUGCAUUGAAAAGCCCCCAAAUCUGAUGGUGUUGUCUAACAAAGCAGGAUUAUAUAAUGAAGUCAUUUACCUAACCCCUACUGGAAGUUUAUCCUAUUGUUUUACGAGGUUUGACACUGAUCGCAUGUGUAAUGACAAUCUACCCAUUUAGAAUUGUUAUGGUAUAGAAAUAUCUGAAAUUGAUAACAGGCAACAAUAAAUAUAUAUAAAUUGUAUA